UGGUCCCACACUCACUCCUUGGGUUAUCAUACGAGCACGGCUUUUCUCAGUGCACGGAUGAUGUUCGUUGCGCCUUGCGUUUAAAAGGAAGAACAUGGGUAGUCUCCUUCGAUCCAUCCAGAAGCAUAAGCCAAUGAUACGAUGCCUAGUCUAACGGUCCCACAAACUCCAAAAUAUGUCCCUGCCCUGCCUACUAAGGAGAACCUCCAAUAUGCAGAUCUUGCCAUCAUCGACCUCUCUAAAGCAGCUACUGCAGAAGGCCGCGCGGAACUAGCGGUUGAACUACGAGAGGGCUUGACUACUCACGGGUUUUGCUAUAUUAUCAACCAUGGGUACACCCAAGCUCAGAACGAGAGGAUGUUCGAUAUCGCAGAUAUUCCCAUGUCCGGUGUACCUGAAGACGAGAAACAGGCGUACACUGGAGACAGUAAGAAGACAGGCAUAUUUCAGGGCUACAAACCAAGACAAUACUGGCACAUCGAUGCAGGCGUGCGUGACCAACACGAGCACUAUAACUGCAACCGCCACGUCUACAGCUUAAUGCACCCACAAGCACUCAGACCAUUUCUUCCCGAUAUCGAUGCCUUCGCACACACGUUCGUGAAAUUGCACGACUUUGAUGCACCCGGAGUAUCAUACCUGAGGUUUAUGAAAUAUUUCCCUAGGUCAGAAGAAGAAGAAGUUCAGACAAAAAAUGUCUGGAUGAAAGGACACACAGACUUCGGAAGUAUCACUCUACUCUGGAGUCAGCCUGUUGCUGCCUUACAGAUCCAAACUAAGGAGGGCUGGCGCUGGGUCAAGCAUAUCGAAAAUGCUUUGCUCAUGAAUAUUGGUGAUUCGAUGGAGUUUCUCACAGGAGGAUUCUACAAGGGAACCAUCCAUCGGGUUGUGCAACCCCCAAUUGAUCAACGUGGCUACACGCGACUAAGCAUGAUCUAUUUCUCCUUCCUGAAUGACGAUGUCAAGUUGGUACCCCUUAUGGCCAGUCCAGUCCUUCAGAGGGUUGGGGUUGAGCGCAGAUGUGAAGACGAUGUGGCUCCUACCAUGAAGGCCUGGAGAGUUGCGAGAAUCAGUGCAUAUGGCGCGAGCGAUCUGCAGAAGGGCAAAGAACCUGGCAUAGAGGAAGAGGUAUUGAAUGGCAUUGUUGUCAAGCACUACAAUUAA
Messenger RNA from Suillus subalutaceus, 1164 nucleotides. Its product is annotated as Clavaminate synthase-like protein. NCBI's taxonomy places the organism in Eukaryota, Fungi, Basidiomycota, Agaricomycetes, Boletales, Suillaceae. Gene Ontology annotation, molecular function: dioxygenase activity. The record is from RefSeq and is a predicted model, not a curated record. Bases 142 to 1164 code for a protein of 340 amino acids. The transcript is spliced from 11 exons.